This is a messenger RNA of Oncorhynchus masou masou (cherry salmon), 5536 nucleotides long. RefSeq names its product D-2-hydroxyglutarate dehydrogenase (gene d2hgdh). Gene Ontology annotation, molecular function: catalytic activity; FAD binding. The transcript has 10 exons. Gene Ontology annotation, cellular component: mitochondrion. NCBI's taxonomy places the organism in Eukaryota, Metazoa, Chordata, Actinopteri, Salmoniformes, Salmonidae. The record is from RefSeq and is a predicted model, not a curated record. Bases 337 to 1959 code for a protein of 540 amino acids.
GCUGUCCCGGAUGUAAACAAUAUAUUGACCACAACAAUCUUGACGUUGUAGUUUAACCUGCCCUUGAACUUUGUGACAGAUAGCUAUAUUUGCGACAUUAUACGACAUUAACGACAUUAAUAGAGACACUUGCAACCAACAACGUUCCCCGAUUGGUUGGUAGCAAAUGUUAUACGAAGUAACGUUAACGUUUGCUAGCUAUAGCCACAUCGUGUAUUUUUCGGUGGUUGACGUGUAAAGUUGCAGUGCUAUUGCUUUCAAGGAAAACGUCGUCCAUCUAAUGAGAAUGGUGCACAUUCUAAGAAUGUAAGAAAAGCACAAACAACACUGACAGCCAUGGCUGGUCUCUUCCACAGAAGGUUGCGUCUAAGAACUUCUCUCAGGUGGAUGAGUCCCUUCAGCACUGCCUCACCUCCAGCCGUAGUCAGAACUUUACCCCCAGGCUUUAGCAGCGGCCUGCUCCAGACACCCAGGCCCGGGUCUUGUGUCGUCCGCUGUCGGGAGCUCCAUGCUGGGGAAGAGAGACCCACCCCGUCACCCACAGCUGCCCCAGAGAGGAGGCCUUUCUCCAGGGUAACUCCAGAGGACAUGGCCUUCUUCAGCAAGAUAAUACCAGGCAGGACCAUCACUGACCCAGAUAUACUGGAGGCCAGUAAUGUGGACUGGCUAAAGUCAGUGAGAGGUUUCAGUGAGGUUCUGCUGAGGCCCCAGACUACAGAGGAAGUUUCUCAGAUCCUUGGUUACUGUAACAGUCGUAACCUGGCAGUGAGUCCUCAGGGUGGUAACACAGGGCUGGUGGGAGGCAGUGUUCCUGUCUAUGAUGAGAUCAUCCUCUCUACCGCUCUCAUGAACAAUGUCCUCAACUUCGACUCUGUCUCCGGUAUUCUGUCGUGCCAAGCAGGUUGUGUGUUGGAGAACCUGUCUCUUUACCUAGAGGACAGGGACUACAUCAUGCCUCUGGACCUGGGGGCAAAGGGAAGCUGCCAUAUAGGAGGCAACGUGGCCACUAACGCUGGAGGACUGAGGCUGCUACGCUACGGAUCCCUACGAGGGACAGUAUUAGGACUAGAGGUGGUGCUAGCAGACGGGAGGGUCCUGGACUGCCUAGCCACCCUGAGGAAGGACAACACAGGAUAUGACCUCAAACAGCUGUUCAUCGGGUCAGAGGGCACGCUGGGGGUCAUCACCGCCGUAACUAUCCUGUGUCCACGGAAACCUAAAGCCGUCAACGUGGCCUUCCUGGGCUGUGAAAGUUUUGAGCAGCUGCUGCAGACCUUCCAGCUGUGUAGAGGCAUGCUGGGAGAGAUCCUCUCAGCCUUUGAGUUCCUGGACAAAGAGUGUAUGAGACUGCUGAACACACACCUAAAACUGGCUAACCCCAUCACAGACUGUCCGUUCUACAUCGUCAUAGAAACGUCCGGCUCUAACCCCACCCACGAUGAGGAGAAGUUGCACCAGUUUCUGGAGGAGGCCAUGACAUCAUCCCAGGUUAUCGACGGGACCGUAGCAACGGACGAGGCUAAAAUCAAGGCUCUCUGGUCACUGCGUGAGCGGGUAACAGAGGCUUUAACUCAUGAUGGUUUCACAUAUAAAUACGACAUCUCACUUCCUGUGGAACGGAUCUACCAGCUGGUCACAGAUAUGAGAGAACACCUGGGAGACAGGGCCAAGAGUGUGGUGGGAUACGGACACGUUGGUGAUGGUAACCUCCACCUGAACAUCACCUCUCCUACCAAAGAUCCCGACCUCCUGGCAUCCAUCGAACCCUUUGUCUAUGAGUGGACGGCCCGUUUCCAGGGCAGCAUCAGUGCAGAGCACGGCCUGGGCCUGAAGAAGAGGAACUAUAUUUACUACAGUAAAGCCAGCCUGGCUGUCGCUCUGAUGGGGAACAUUAAGAUCAUGUUAGAUCCCAAAGGCAUUCUCAACCCUUACAAGACCCUGCCGGACGACCUGCAAUGACCAUAUUGCUCCUUCCCUGAUUAACUUAACUUAAACACCUGACCUGACCUUCACUCAACUCUCAUAAGACACUACCAGUUGACCUUUCACCCUGCACGACCAUACCCGAUGAACUCAAUGAACCCUGACCCAAACCCCCCUCCAGACUACAGACCACCUCCACUGCUGAUUCCAGGGCCCAGUUUCACAAAACCUUCUUAACAAGAAAUGUCUUACUUUUUUGCAUAAGAAGUGUUUUGUGAAUCUGGGCCCAGGUCUCUGGUAGGGUGUUAUUGUUGUGUAAAGGUACUGUAAGGUUUGUCUAGGCUAGGAUUCAAUCUGAUCUCACUUUGUCGGCAGUGCACGUUUUAAAAGCAAUGUUUACGAGUUCACAGAGACAACAUUCACAGUAUACCCUGCAUAUUUUUAUUUAUUUUUUAUUUCACCUUUAUUUAACCAGGUAGGCUAGUUGAGAACAAGUUCUCAUUUACAACUGCGACCUGGCCAAGAUAAAGCAUAGCAGUGUGAACAGACAACACAGAGUUACACAUGGAGUAAACAAUUAACAAGUCAAUAACACAGUAGACAAAAGAAAAAAAAAGAAAAGGGGAGUCUAUAUACAUUGUGUGCAAAAGGCAUGAGGAAUUGCGAAUAAUUACAAUAUUGCAGAUUGACACUGGAGUGAUAAAUGAUCAGAUGAUCAUGUACAGGUAGAGAUAUUGGUGUGCAAAAGAGCAGAAAAGUAAAUAAAUAAAAACUGUGGGGAUGAGGUAGGUGAAAAUGGGUGGGCUAUAUACCAAUAGAUUAUGUACAGCUGCAGCAAUCGGUUAGCUGCUCAGAUAGCUGAUGUUUGAAGUUGGUGAGGGAGAUAAAGGUCUCCAACUUCAGCGAUUUUUGCAAUUCGUUCCAGUCACAGGCAGCAGAGUACUGGAACGAAAGGCGGCCGAAUGAGGUGUUAGCUUUAGGGAUGAUCAGUGAGAUACACCUGCUGGAGCGCGUGCUACGGAUGGGUGUUGCCAUCGUGACCAGUGAACUGAGAUAAGGCGGAGCUUUACCUAGCAUGGCCUUGUAGAUGACCUGGAGCCAGUGGGUCUUGCGACGAAUAUGUAGCGAGGGCCAGCCGACUAGAGCAUACAAGUCGCAGUGGUGGGUAGUAUAAGGUGCUUUAGUGACAAAACGGAUGGCACUGUGAUAAACUGCAUCCAGUUUGCUGAGUAGAGUGUUGGAAGCAAUUUUGUAGAUGACAUCGCCGAAGUCGAGGAUCGGUAGGAUAGUCAGUUUUACUAGGGUAAGCUUGGCAGCGUGAGUGAAGGAGGCUUUGUUACGGAAUAGAAAGCCGACUCUUGAUUUGAUUUUCGAUUGGAGAUGUUUUAUGUGGGUCUGGAAGGAGAGUUUGCAGUCUAGCCAGACACCUAGGUACUUAUAGGUGUCCACAUAUUCAAGGUCGGAACCAUCCAGUGUGGUGAUGCUAGUCGGGCAUGCGGGUGCAGGCAGCGAUCGGUUGAAAAGCAUGCAUUUGGUUUUACUAGCGUUUAAGAGCAGUUGGAGGCCACGGAAGGAGUGUUGUAUGGCAUUGAAGCUCGUUUGGAGGCUAGAUAGCACAGUGUCCAAUGACGGGCCGAAAGUAUAUAGAAUGGUGUCGUCUGCGUAGAGAUGGAUCAGGGAAUCGCCCGCAGCUAGAGCAACAUCAUUGAUAUAUACAGAGAAAAGAGUCGGCCCGAGAAUUGAACCCUGUGGCACCCCCAUAGAGACUGCCAGAGGACCGGACAGCAUGCCCUCCGAUUUGACACACUGAACUCUGUCUGCAAAGUAAUUGGUGAACCAGGCAAGGCAGUCAUCCGAAAAACCGAGGCUACUGAGUCUGCCGAUAAGAAUAUGGUGAUUGACAGAGUCGAAAGCCUUGGCAAGGUCGAUGAAGAUGGCUGCACAGUACUGUCUUUUAUCGAUGGCGGUUAUGAUGUUGUUUAGUACCUUGAGUGUAGCUGAGGUGCACCCGUGACCGGCUCGGAAACCAGAUUGCAUAGCGGAGAAGGUACGGUGGGAUUCGAGAUGGUCAGUGACCUGUUUGUUGACUUGGCUUUCGAAGACCUUAGAUAGGCAAGGCAGAAUGGAUAUAGGUCUGUAACAGUUUGUGUCCAGGGUGUCUCCCCCUUUGAAGAGGGGGAUGACUGCGGCAGCUUUCCAAUCCUUGGGGAUCUCAGACGAUAUGAAAGAGAGGUUGAACAGGCUGGUAAUAGGGGUUGCGACAAUGGUGGCGGAUAGUUUCAGAAAUAGAGGGUCCAGAUUGUCAAGCCCAGCUGAUUUAUACGGGUCCAGGUUUUGCAGCUCUUUCAGAACAUCUGCUAUCUGGAUUUGGGUAAAGGAGAACCUGGAGAGGCUUGGGCGAGGAGCUGCGGGGGGGCCGGAGCUGUUGGCCGAGGUUGGAGUAGCCAGGCGGAAGGCAUGGCCAGCCGUUGAGAAAUGCUUGUUGAAGUUUUCCAUAAUCAUGGAUUUGUCGGUGGUGACCGUGUUCCCUAGCCUCAGUGCAGUGGGCAGCUGGGAGGAGGUGCUCUUGUUCUCCAUGGACUUCACAAUGUCCCAGAACUUUUUGGAGUUGGAGCUACAGGAUGCAAACUUCUGCCUGAAGAAGCUGGCCUUAGCUUUCCUGACUGACUGCGUGUAUUGGUUCCUGACUUCCCUGAACAGUUGCAUAUCGCGGGGACUGUUCGAUGCUAUUGCAGUCCGCCACAGGAUGUUUUUGUGCUGGUCGAGGGCAGUCAGGUCUGGAGUGAACCAAGGGCUGUAUCUGUUCUUAGUUCUGCAUUUUUUGAACGGAGCAUGCUUAUCUAAAAUGGUGAGGAAGUUACUCUUAAAGAAUGACCAGGCAUCCUCAACUGACGGGAUGAGGUCAAUGUCCUUCCAGGGUACCCGGGCCAGGUCGAUUAGAAAGGCCUGCUCACAGAAGUGUUUUAGGGAGCGUUUGACAGUGAUGAGGGGUGGUCGUUUGACUGCGGCACCGUAGCGGAUACAGGCAAUGAGGCAGUGGUCGCUGAGAUCCUGAUUGAAGACAGCGGAGGUGUAUUUGGAGGGCCAGUUGGUCAGGAUGACGUCUAUGAGGGUGCCCUUGCUUACAGAGUUAGGGUUGUACCUGGUGGGUUCCUUGAUGAUUUGUGUGAGAUUGAGGGCAUCUAGCUUAGAUGUCUGCUCAAUCGGAAAUGACCUUAAGUGGCGCAUUGUCCAAGUCCGUGAUCGGAUUGAAUCCCGGCCCUAGUGAACUACCUCUGAUACGCAACUCUACCCUGCACUGAUGAGGCCCCAGUAGACCAGUCUGAUUAGGGGGCUAACCGUGGCCAUAGUUCUCUCAUUGUACAAGUGUCUGAUCAACCUCUAAUAUAAGCAUAAUCUGUGUACAUUCAUUGUAAAUAGAGCAGAUUAUAUUUUUUUACCUAAUCAGUUUAUUUUACCACCAGAAUUGAAGACAGCAGAUGGUGUUUGGUAACAGUGCAGAUAUUGUUUUAUUACAUGUAAUAUAUAUAUAUAUAUAUAUAUGUGUGUUUUUAAAAUGUACAGCAACAACAUAAGCUCAUUUUGUGAAUGAAUACAGAAUCUCUAAAAGCUC